ACCAAAGAACUCUAGCUAUAUAUUUAUCUAAACCCUCUUCUAGAAUUCAGACUCUCUCUCUCUCUCUCUCUCUCUCUCUCUCUUAUAUAGCAGCAACUCAAGUCUCAUGAACAGAAGCAAGAGUAUACCUUUGCAGGCCCCGACCUAUGGAAACCUCAUCACCGUUUUAAGCAUCGAUGGGGGUGGAAUAAGAGGGCUUAUCCCUGGAACCAUCCUUGGUUACCUUGAAGCUGAGCUUCAGAAACUGGAUGGUGAAGAUGCAAGAAUCGCCGACUAUUUUGAUGUGAUUGCAGGAACAAGCACUGGUGGCCUUGUAACUGCCAUGCUUGCAACCCCAGAUGAGAACAACCGCCCUGUGUUUGCUGCCAAAGAUAUUAAGGACUUCUACCUUACUCACUGCCCCAAAAUCUUCCCCCAGAAACACUGUCCAAUAUUUCCUUAUGCUACAAAGAUUAUCAAAGCUCUAGCAGGACCAAAAUACGAUGGGAAGUAUUUGCAUGACUUGGUUGGGCAGAAACUUGGUGACAAAAAACUGCACCAGACAUUAACUAACGUUGUCAUUCCAACAUUUGACAUAAAGCAGCUCCAACCAACAAUCUUUUCCAGCUAUGAGGUGAAACAUAAGCCAGGCUUCGAUGCUAAACUCUCAGACAUAUGCAUUGCAACCUCAGCAGCGCCUACUUAUCUCCCAGCCCAUUAUUUUGAAACCAUGGACCCAGAAGGGAAUGUAAGAGAAUUUAACCUCAUCGAUGGUGGUGUGGCUGCAAAUAAUCCGACUUUACUUGCUAUUGGUGAAGUGACAAAGACAAUAAUCAAGGGAAGCUCAGAUUUUUUCCCUAUAAAGCCCAUGGACUAUACAAGGUUUCUAGUGAUAUCAUUAGGAACAGGCUCAGCAAAAGCUGAGUUCAAAUACCAUGCACUUUCUGCAGCCAAAUGGGGCUUGUUAGAUUGGUUAACCAGCGGUGGUGGAACCCCAAUAAUUGAUGUUUUCAGUCAAUCAAGUGCUGAUAUGGUCGAUUAUCACCUUUCUGUUGUUUUCCAAGCCCUCCGCUCAGAAAAUAAUUACCUUCGAAUUCAGGAUGACACGUUAACCGGGCAUGUAUCUUCUGUGGACAUAGCCGAUAAGCAGAAUUUGGAUGAUCUUCUGUUAGUUGGUGAAAGGCUGUUGAAAAAACCAGUUUCCAGGGUUAAUUUGGAGACUGGCAGGGUGGAGCCUUCAAAACAUGAAUCUAAUGAAGAGGCUCUCACAAGGUUUGCAAAACUACUCAGAAGUGGCUUCGCCUUGCAAGGUCACCCCAAGGACAUACCCCAAAACCAAAACCCAACUACUGACUCUUUUGUUUUGCCAUUAAGUUUUUUGUUUUUUGUUUUUUGUAUUGAAUUUUGGUGUUAAUUAAUUUGAGGGAAAAAUUGUUGUAAUAAAUGAUAAUCAUAAUCAACAUUAUGAUUAUUAAUUCAUUUA
Molecule: messenger RNA, 1462 nt
Organism: Prunus mume (Japanese apricot)
Lineage: Eukaryota; Viridiplantae; Streptophyta; Magnoliopsida; Rosales; Rosaceae
Product: patatin-like protein 2
Biological process (GO): lipid metabolic process
Molecular function (GO): glycerophospholipase activity; monoacylglycerol lipase activity
Source: RefSeq, a predicted model, not a curated record